Molecule: messenger RNA, 1146 nt
Organism: Phaeodactylum tricornutum CCAP 1055/1
Lineage: Eukaryota; Bacillariophyta; Bacillariophyceae; Surirellales; Neidiaceae
Exons: 1
Coding region: 1-1146 (381 amino acids)
Source: RefSeq, a predicted model, not a curated record
AUGGAUUCGAUAGCGCCAAUCGUAUCAGCUUUGGAAGACACUGAGGAGCCGAACUCGGCUUCUGAAAGACUUACAGCUGACUGGAAGCACAGACUCGUGGUACAUUUUGACAUCAACGAGACGAUCUUGGUCGGCGACGAUGCCGGGGGAGAUACGCGCGAGGAUUGUAUCCAUAAGAUAAUCGCAAAAUCUGCGUACGUUAAGAUACCUUUCGGGUACGCGGGGGGAUCCUACGAGGACAACUCGAAUUUAGAGCCAACCGAAUGGUGGAAUGGGCUUUUAAUCAGGGAGGAAUACGACGAGAAGCUAGCUUUAAAUCGGGUUCCUCCGUUGUACACAGGAUGGCAGUGGCCACCAGGCUGCUGCCCUUACUAUCGGACUGCUUUUAAAAACCGUGCCAGAACUUUUGUGAAUCACCAUGGCUCGUUAUACAAAUCGACCUAUCUCAGAGUGGAAGAGCUACUCCCAAUCCCAGAUUCCAAGCCUGGAAACGCUUUUUCCGUUUUUGCACACAUGCUACCUGCUUUUUUUGAAACUGUUGUAAAGCUUUCCAGCAGACCCCAGCCCUAUACAUUGGUUUUUCGUACCAUGGGUUCUGAUCUCGAAAAAAUUGCAACAGCGUUCAAUGCUUUUGCUUCUGGCAAACAUCCCAACUAUCCUAAUUUUCAGCGAGAGGACUUGAUCAUAAGCCGGCAUGAUCUUGUUGAAGGACGAUGGUCGAAAGAAGUCGACUUGGACGGAAAUCACGUCUUCCAAUUUUGGAGAGCCGGUGAGAUGAUUGCUUCUGGAGACGCGCAGGUGCUCGACUUUCUUGACUCUCGAAGCGUUUGCGGUAUUCAGGAUGACUACGAAUUUUGGAAGGUCCACAGACACCAACCUUGGGCCGGCAAGCCCGUUUGGAUUCCCCGAAGCAAGGAAGUUCAGCAUAUUUUGCUGGACGACAACAUUCACAAUUUGUCUCAUGAUAGCAUAGCUAGUACCCGAGUGGAGCGAGAAGAUGGUAGUUUCCGAACACUGUCCGAUGAAGAAAUCAGAGAUCAGCAAGGUAUCCACCUUGUGAGGGUACCCACUGUUGCCCCAAUUCUUCAGCCGACGUGGUUUCUCGAACAAAUAGAUAGUGCCCAAAGACGGUUUGUAAGCGAAUGA